AUGAAAAUUGCUAUUAUCGGCCAAUCGGCCUUCGGAGUCGAUGUGUACAAAGAGCUCCGUAAAAAUGGUCAUGAAAUCGUGGUAGUCUUCACUAUCCCAGAUAAAAAUGGAAGAGAGGAUCUUUUAGGUAUUGAGCUGAUACUUCUUUUGGGGUUACUAUGGGUUUUUUCAGCUGUUGAAGCUGCAAAGGAUGGAGUUCCAGUCCAAAAGCCAGCUCGUUGGCGCAAGAAGAACCCUGAAACUGGAAAGUUUGAAACACUUCCCGAGAUGCUUGAACUCUACAAAUCAUUCGGUGCCGAGCUCAAUGUACUUCCAUUCUGUACUCAAUUCAUUCCACUGGAAAUCACCGAGGCACCACCAAAAAAGAGUAUCAUUUAUCAUCCGAGUAUCUUGCCAAAGCACAGAGGAGCUUCUGCUAUCAAUUGGACUCUGAUUGAAGGAGAUGAAGAAGCUGGUCUUUCGAUCUUCUGGGCUGAUGAUGGACUUGAUACUGGACCAAUUUUGUUGCAGAAGAAAUGCAAAGUUGAGGAAAAUGAUACUCUGAACACGCUGUAUAAGAGAUUCUUGUAUCCUGCAGGAGUCGCAGCUGUGGCCGAGUCUGUCGAGCUGAUUGCCUCUGGAAAUGCCCCACGUAUUGUUCAACCAGAAGAAGGAGCUUCUUAUGAACCAUACAUUACCACGAAACCAGAACUUGCUCAAAUCGAUUGGUCCAAAACCCAACGACAACUGCAUAACUUCAUUCGCGGAAAUGACAAAGUUCCUGGAGCAUGGUCCAUUUUUAAUGGAGAAAGAGUUUCAUUCUUCGGAUCGAAGUUGUGGAAGCCAAAGAAGCUCCCAGAGGACGCUGUUGAAGUUGCGGUGGCUGAAGUUCCAGGAGGAAAAGUUCUUGUUGAAGAUCGUGGGCUUUUGCUUCCAGGCUCAGAUGGAAAGUGGGUUAUCGUGGACACUGUGAAGAUUGGAACAAAGACUAUUCCUGCUUCAAAGUAUGGUCAAGGUGCCGAUCAAGUGGAAGAAUUGGUUCUGACUGACGAUGAGAAGAACGUUGUUACUAAACUCAAGAAAAUCUGGGCUGGAAUUCUGAAAACACAAGUUUCUAGUGAUACUGAUUUCUUUGAAAGUGGAGCCAGCUCUGCUGAUGUUACUCGUCUUGUUGAGGAGAUAAAAUUCAACACGGGAGCUGAACUUGAAUCAGGACAUAUCUAUUCUGGACCAACUCUUGGGGAGAACAUUGACAUCGUGGUCCGUAAUCUCCGAGGAGAAGGUGGACUCAGCGUUACCUAUGAUCCAAUUGUUUUAAAUGUCAAUAACAUGGAAUUGAAGUUUCCACAUGAGCAAUUUAUCGAUGGAAAAUUCGUUGGAUCUUCUGAUGGACGCACAUUCCAAACCAUCAAUCCAGCAACCGAGAAGCCGAUUUGCUCCCUUCCUCUAGCUACUGUAGCUGACGUCGAUCGAGCUGUUCGUGCUGCCAAGAAAGCUUUUGAACGUGGAGAAUGGCGUCAGAUGUCCGCUCGUGAACGAGGAAAGCGUCUGUACCGUCUUGCGGAGCUUAUGGAAGAGCAUAAAGAAGAGCUGGCUACGCUGGAAUCUUUGGAUGCUGGAGCAGUUUAUACCCUGGCUCUCAAAACUCAUGUUGGAAUGUCCAUUGAUGUAUGGAGGUAUUUUGCCGGAUGGUGUGACAAGAUUCAAGGAAAAACCAUCCCAAUCUCAAAUGCUCGUCCUAACAAAAAUCUCUGUCUGACUGUCCGUGAACCAAUUGGAGUCGUCGGACUUAUCACUCCAUGGAACUAUCCAUUGAUGAUGUUGUCCUGGAAAAUGGCUGCUUGUCUAGCUGCUGGAAACACUGUCGUUCACAAGCCAGCUCAAGUUACUCCACUGACUGCUUUGAAGUUUGCUGAGCUUUCUGUUCUUGCUGGAAUUCCACCAGGUGUAAUCAACAUUGUUACUGGUUCCGGCUCUCUUGUUGGUAACCGUCUUACUGCUCACCCAGAUGUACGUAAGAUUGGAUUCACUGGAUCUACGGAAAUCGGAGCAACUGUGAUGGAAUCUUGUGCCAAGUCGAACAUCAAGAAAGUCUCUUUGGAACUUGGAGGAAAGUCGCCUCUCAUCAUUUUCGCAGAUGCUGAUCUUGAAAAAGCUGUGAAACAAGCCUGUGGAGCAGUUUUCUUUAACAAGGGAGAGAAUUGCAUUGCUGCUGGCCGUGUGUUUAUUGCUAAAUCGAUCCACGAUAGUUUUGUGAAAAAGCUUGUCGAGGAAGCCAAGCAGUAUAAAAUUGGAGAUCCUCUCGAUAGAUCCACUGCUCAUGGACCACAAAACCAUUUGGCUCAUCUGAACAAGCUUGUUGAAUAUGUUGAGAAUGCUGUUCGCGACGGAGCCAAGGUUGAAGUCGGAGGAAAACGAUUAGAAAGAGAGGGAUUGUUCUUCCCACCAACUAUUCUUUCCAAUAUUGAUGACGAAAACUUUGCUGCAAGUGAGGAAUCCUUUGGACCUAUCAUGUGCAUUUCUAGCUUCGAUGAUGAUGAUGUUGAAGACGUUCUCCGUCGCGCCAACGACACUGAAUUCGGUCUUGCCGCUGGAGUCUUUACUCGUGAUGCAUCCAAAUCUCUUCGUGUCGCUGAAGCUCUUCAUGCUGGUACUGUAUUCGUGAAUACCUACCAGAAGACCGACGUUGCUGCUCCUUUCGGUGGAUUCAAACAAUCUGGAUUCGGAAAAGACAUGGGAGAAGAGGCUUUGAAUGAGUAUUUGGUCACCAAGACCAUUACCAUUGAGUACUAA
This is a messenger RNA of Caenorhabditis briggsae, 2772 nucleotides long. RefSeq names its product Protein CBR-ALH-3 (gene Cbr-alh-3). Gene Ontology annotation, cellular component: cytoplasm. The transcript is spliced from 6 exons. Gene Ontology annotation, molecular function: aldehyde dehydrogenase (NAD+) activity; formyltetrahydrofolate dehydrogenase activity. NCBI's taxonomy places the organism in Eukaryota, Metazoa, Nematoda, Chromadorea, Rhabditida, Rhabditidae. The record is from RefSeq and is a predicted model, not a curated record. Gene Ontology annotation, biological process: one-carbon metabolic process; biosynthetic process; 10-formyltetrahydrofolate catabolic process. Bases 1 to 2772 code for a protein of 923 amino acids.